AUGUUUCUUCACUCUUUUCUGCUCUUCAUAUUUUUCUUCUUCUCCAUCCUGUUGUCUUCUCCUUUCUUCUCUUACUCUAAUGCCUCUUAUCAGUCUCUUUACCUGAGGAGUUGCCUCCCCCUCCAGUCAGUCUCUUUACCUCAGGGACCUCUUUCCUCUCCAGUCAGUCUCUUUACCUCAGGGACCUCUUUCCACUCCAGUCAGUCUCUUUACCUCAGGGACCUCUUUCCUCUCCAGUCAGUCUCUUUACCUCAGGGACCUCUUUCCACUCCAGUCAGUCUCUUUACCUCAGGGACCUCUUUCCUCUCCAGUCAGUCUCUUUACCUCAGGGACCUCUUUCCUCUCCAGUCAGUCUCUUUACCUCAGGGACCUCUUUCCUCUCCAGUCAGUCUCUUUACCUCAGGGACCUCUUUCCUCUCCAGUCAGUCUCUUUACCUCAGGGACCUCUUUCCUCUCCAGUCAGUCUCUUUACCUCAGGGACCUCUUUUCUCUCCAGUCUCUUUACCUCAUUUGAGCCCCUUUCCUCUCCAGUCAGUCUCUUUAUCUCAGGGGUCUCUUUCCUCUCCAGUCACUUUAUGUCUGCGCUCUCUUUCCUCUUCAGUCUCUUUAUCUCAGGGGUCUCUUUCCUCUCCAGUCACUUUAUGUCUGCGCUCUCUUUCCUCUUCAGUCUCUUUAUCUCAGGGGUCUCUUUCCUCUCCAGUCACUUUAUGUCUGCGCUCUCUUUCCUCUUCAGUCUCUUUACCUCAGGGGUCUCUUUCCUCUCCAGUCACUUUAUCUCAGGGGUCUCUUUCCUCUUCAGUCUCUUUACCUCAGGGGUCUCUUUCCUCUCCAGUCACUUUAUCUCAGGGGUCUCUUUCCUCUCCAGUCUCUUUACCUCAGGGGUCUCUUUCCUCUCCAGUCACUUUACCUCAGGGGUCUCUUUCCUCUCCAGUCACUUUAUCUCAGGGGUCUCUUUCCUCUCCAGUCACUUUAUCUCAGGGGUCUCUUUCCUCUUCAGUCUCUUUACCUCAGGGGUCUCUUUCCUCUCCAGUCUCUUUACCUCAGAGGUCUCUUUCCUCUCCAGUCUCUUUACCUCAGGGGUCUCAUUCCCUCAGAGGUCUUCUCUCCUCCAGUCUCUCUCUCAAGCUCUGGGAAUCUUUAUCACAUCCCCAGCUGUCUCUCUCCAGCCUGUCUCUAUCCUCUCAGGCUCUCCCUUUCUUGAUACGAUGUCAACCUGUAUCUGCCUCUCAGUCACCGGUGAAAGUAGACACCAGCUUCCCAACCUCAACUAGAGCCUCACACAUACUUAUGGAUUACUGUCCCCGCACUUGGCACCAUCUUGCUUGUGAUUGCAAAUUCACAAAGAGCAAAAUAACGGUCUUCAGAAACAUGGCGGAAAACUAA
Molecule: messenger RNA, 1383 nt
Organism: Bufo gargarizans (Asiatic toad)
Lineage: Eukaryota; Metazoa; Chordata; Amphibia; Anura; Bufonidae
Product: flocculation protein FLO11-like
Exons: 3
Coding region: 1-1383 (460 amino acids)
Source: RefSeq, a predicted model, not a curated record